Messenger RNA from Dovyalis caffra, 1347 nucleotides. The record is from the annotation of a GenBank genome assembly. Lineage: Eukaryota; Viridiplantae; Streptophyta; Magnoliopsida; Malpighiales; Salicaceae.
AUGGCCAUUGAAAUCUGCUCUUUGUUUUCCUGGUCUUUGUUCUGCUCAACAGCAGUGCUCCUCGCCAUUUUCUUGAAACACAGGAAAGACUGUAGCAGGAGUGAAACAAAACUACCACCAGGGGAAAUGGGACUUCCUUGGAUCGGUGAAACGAUAGAGUUCUACAAAUCACAACGCAGCAACCGGUUGUUUGAAGAGUUUGUUCAACCACGGAUCGCAAAAUAUGGAAAGUUGGUGAUAAGCUCAUGGCCUACCACAUCAGUUCAGCUCAUGGGCAUGAAUUCCAUCAUGGAAAAGCAAGGGGAGCAACACCGAUGCCUACGUGGAAUAAUCGCCACCACCCUUGGCCCCGCAGGGCUUGAGGCUUUAGUGCCAAAAAUGUGCGACUCAGUUCAGUUAUACCUAGAUAAAAAUUGGAAUAUAAGAGAUGAGAUCAGUCUUUACCAUUCUACCAAAGCCUUGACGUUUACCAUAGUUUUGGAGUGCUUGCUGGGGAUCAAUUUUGAGCCUGGAACACUGAAUACUUUUGAGAGAGUUUUGGAAGGAGUUUUUGCUCCACCUGUUUCAUUUCCUGGUUCCAAGUUUUCAAGAGCCAAGAAAGCCAGGCAGGAGAUUAAAGAAAUGUUAAUUAAAGUGGUAAGGGAGAAGAGGGAGGAGAUGGAAAGUGGGCUGGGGGGUGAUGAAGGAAUAUUACUUUCCCAGUUGGUGAGCGGGAUGAUUCGAGGGGAGAUCAGCGAAGAGGAAGUUAUUGAUAAUGUCGUGUUGCUUGUGUUUGCAGCUCAUGAUACAACAUCUUUUGCCAUUGCCAUGACUUUCAAAAUGUUAGCUGAGCAUCCAGACUGCCAUUCCCUCCUCCUUCAAGAACAUGUUGACAUAAUGAACAAGAGGAGACCCGAAGAGAAUCUAACAUUGGAAGACACAAAGAAGAUGAAAUAUACAUGGCAAGUUGCACGUGAAAGCAUGCGGCUUUUCCCUCCUAUCUUUGGCUCCUUUAGAAAAGCUAUUGCUGAUAUCGAAUAUGAAGGAUUCACCAUUCCUAAAGGGUGGAAGGUUCUGUGGACAACAUAUGGCACCCACUACAAUGAGGAGUAUUUCAAGGAUCCUCUAACUUUCAAUCCAAGCAGAUUUGACGAGCCAAUUGCACCAUAUGCUUACCUUCCCUUUGGUGGAGGACCAAGGCUUUGUGCAGGGAACCAACUGGCAAAGUUAAAUAUCCUCAUCUUCAUCCACUAUGUUGUAACUCGUUACAAUUGGUCCUUACUCUGCCCUGAUGAGCAAAUCACCAUGGACCCCCUCCCAUUCCCUUCCCACGGAAUGCCCAUCAAAGUUUCUCCCAAGUCUUAUUAG